Ambispora gerdemannii is the source of this 816-nucleotide messenger RNA. The record is from the annotation of a GenBank genome assembly. NCBI's taxonomy places the organism in Eukaryota, Fungi, Glomeromycota, Glomeromycetes, Archaeosporales, Ambisporaceae.
AUGAACGAUGAUAAGUAUUUCUUACCGACGAUUCGUGACGAAAUCGAUCGAUUACACUCCUUACAUUUUCUAUUGCAUCACAUUUGGAAAUCGAAUUUUUCUUCAGCCAUGGAGGAAAAACUGCAAUGGGGAGGAGCUAAAGUGCUUGAUGUUGGUUGUGGGCCAGGAACUUGGGUUUUAGAAAUGGCUUCCAAUUAUCCGUUGGCCUCGUUCACCGGUGUGGACAUUAGCGCGAUAUUUCCGGCCGAAAUUAAGCCACAGAACACGAAUUUCAUUCAUGCAGAUAUUCUCGAUGGGUUUUCUUACCCGGAUAAUUAUUUCGACUUUAUCUAUUUACGACAUUUGGCCGUUGCUCUGACAGACGAGCAAUGGAAGAACACCGUUAUGGAAGAAUUGGUGCGUAUCUUAAAACCCGGUGGGAUAAUAGAGAUUAUGGAGAGUGAUGUGUAUUGGUCAAAUGAAGGACCGAUUUCACAGAAAUUUAAGAGUACAUACAUCGAAGACCUUCGUUCGCGUGGAAUAAAUUUAUUCGUGAUUGAUAAGAUCCCCGAAUUUCUGCAACAUAACAGACAUCUCGUUGACUUUCAUCAAGACACGCGUCAAUGUAGUAUUGGAAAAUGGGCUGGGAGAGUUGGCGAAUUGACUGCAGAUAAUACAGUGCAAUUGUUUCGUAUCUUGAAAUAUCGUUAUGCACCCAUGUUAGGUUGUUCUAAUGACGAAUACGAAAAAUUGUUAACUGAACUCUUGAAUGAAAUUGACAAAUUACAACCAUACGCCAAUUCUUACAGGUUUUGGGCUACAAAGACCAUCAUAUAA